AUUCUGGGGGAAAAAAAUGAAUCACACUGCUUCACAGCUGACCUUUACCCUACAGACACUGGAGUGUACUGGUGUGAGUCUGCAGCAGGAGAGCGCAGUGAAGCCGUCAGCAUCACAGUGACCAGUGGCACUGUGAUCCUGGACAGUCCUGUCCUUCCUGUGAUGGAGGGAGACGAUGUGACUCUGAGCUGCAGAAACAAGAACAUCUCCAACCUCACAGCUGAUUUCUAUAAAGAUGGGCGUCUCAUCAGGAGCAGCUCUACAGGAAACAUGACCAUCCACUCUGUCUCUAAAUCUGAUGAAGGACUCUACAAGUGCAACAUCUCUGGAACUGGAUCACCAGACAGCUGGCUGACUGUCAGAG
Molecule: messenger RNA, 364 nt
Organism: Micropterus salmoides (largemouth bass)
Lineage: Eukaryota; Metazoa; Chordata; Actinopteri; Centrarchiformes; Centrarchidae
Product: Fc receptor-like B
Exons: 2
Biological process (GO): cell surface receptor signaling pathway
Molecular function (GO): transmembrane signaling receptor activity
Source: RefSeq, a predicted model, not a curated record